Heterocephalus glaber (naked mole-rat) is the source of this 2485-nucleotide messenger RNA. RefSeq names its product pseudouridine synthase 3 (gene Pus3). The record is from RefSeq and is a predicted model, not a curated record. Gene Ontology annotation, cellular component: nucleus; cytoplasm. NCBI's taxonomy places the organism in Eukaryota, Metazoa, Chordata, Mammalia, Rodentia, Bathyergidae. Gene Ontology annotation, molecular function: pseudouridine synthase activity; RNA binding. Gene Ontology annotation, biological process: mRNA pseudouridine synthesis; tRNA pseudouridine synthesis.
AAGUGUUGGAAAACGGGAAGGAGGCACUGUCGUAGUUAAGGCCGGCCAGCUGCUGACCUCUAUCGUCAACCCACAGCUGGGGACUCUUAGCUGGCAGCUGCAUUUCUACUGAUCCGAGAGUCCUACAUCUCCUACCCGAGGCGAGGCUGUAACCCACUGCCUGCUUCAGGCACUCUGCCCGUGUUUUACCCCUACAUUUCCGCCUGCACGUUUAAAGAUGCUCCAGGUCCUGCCCAGAAACCGGUGCCUGUCCUGCAGACCCUCGGAGCGGCAGAUUCGGUUUCAAGCCUGCACCCCUUCCUCGGAACUACAUUUCCCACAACCGCGUGCGGCACCUCCCGUGAGGCCUCUCGAGCGCGAGCGCCAGCAACAACUUCCUGCUUAGCGGAAGGCGGCGAAGCCAGCGUUCCGAAGAACUGUAUGAUUCAUUGAUUCCUGGGGCUAUCAUACCAUGGCUGAAACAGACACUGACAGAAACCAGAUUGAGAAACUUCUAAAAAGAGUACAAGAACUGGAGCAGGAAGUACAAAGACUUAAAAAAGAACAAUCCAACAAUAUCAAAGACCCAAACGUUAAAGAAAAUUCUUCAGGAUCUGGAAAAGCUCAGCGUGCAUUUGAUUUCAGUGCCCACAGCCAAAGACAUGUAGCUCUAAGAAUAGCCUAUCUGGGCUGGGGAUACCAGGGCUUUGCUAGUCAGGAAAACACAGACAAUACCAUUGAAGAGAAACUGUUUGAGGCUCUGACCAAGACUCGACUGAUAGAAAGCAGACAGACAUCCAACUAUCACCGGUGUGGGCGAACAGACAAAGGAGUUAGUGCCUUUGGACAGGUGAUUUCUCUUGACCUGCGGUCUCAAUUUCCAAGGGGCAAAGAUUCAAAAGAUCUUAAUUUAAAAGAUGAAGUCAGUGAUGAUGCCAAAGAGAUCCGUUAUACCCACAUUCUCAAUCGGGUACUCCCUCCAGACAUCCGUGUACUGGCCUGGGCCCCUGUAGAAUCUAGUUUCAGUGCUAGGUUCAGCUGUCUUGAGCGCACUUACCGCUAUUUUUUCCCUUGUGCUGAUUUAGAUAUUGUAAGGAUGAAUUAUGCAGCUCAGAAGUAUGUUGGCACUCAUGAUUUCAGGAACUUGUGUAAAAUGGAUGUAGCGAAUGGAGUGAUUAAUUUUCAGAGGACUAUUCUGUCUGCUCAAGUACAGCUAGUGGGACAGAGCCUGGGUGAGGAGAGAUGGCAAGAACCUUUCCAGUUAUGUCAAUUUGAAGUGACUGGGCAGGCAUUCCUUUAUCAUCAAGUCCGAUGUAUGAUGGCUAUCCUCUUUCUGAUUGGCCAAGGAAUGGAGAAGCCAGAAGUUAUUGAUGAGUUGCUGAAUAUAGAGAAAAAUCCCCAGAAGCCUCAAUAUAGUAUGGCUGUAGAAUUUCCUCUAAUCUUGUAUGACUGUAAGUUUGAAAAUAUCAAGUGGAUCUAUGAUCAGGAGGUUCAGGAGUUCAAUGUUACUCACCUACAGCAACUAUGGGCUAAUCAUACUGUCAAAAGUCACAUGUUGUAUAAUAUGCUGCAAGGACUGGACUCUGUUGUAUUACCCUGUAAAACAGGACCAAACAUGGAUGGAACAAUAGAAUGGAGAAACAUUAAGCCCUCUGUCAUAAAGCAGACCAGUGCCUUUGUAGAAGGAGUGAAAAUGCGCAAAUAUAGGCCCCUCAUGGAUCGGCCUAAAUGCCAAGGAUUGGAAUCCCGGAUCCAGCAUUUUAUUCGUAGAGGACGCUUUGAGCACCCACAUUUAUUCCAUAAAGAAGAAACAAAAGCUAAACGGGAUUGUCAUGACACACUGGAAGAAGAGAAUACUAUUUUGGAGAAACCAAAAAAGAAGGUCUGUGUAGAUGCAGAAAUUAAAAGCAUCAUUUAAUCAUAGCAAACUUACUGGGAUCUAGGAGACAACUUACUGGUGUAGGUAGAUAGAAAAGAAAUACAAAAAAAAUUUUACUGCAAGAAGUUCUAGAAAUUCUGAUGAUCAGCUCUUUUUUUUAUUUUUUUUUUAUUUUUUGGUACUGGGGAUCGAACUCGGGUCCUUGCCACUUGCGCAGCAGGCGGUGAAACCACUGAGCUAAAUCCCCGGCCCAAUCAGCUUUUUUUUAAAAAGGCCCAAUUAAGGAAGUUCUUCCUUAAAUAAGAGACCCAAGCUGCGUGUGGUGGUGCAUGCCUACAAUCUCAGCACUCAGGAGGCUGAGGCAGGAGGACUGAUGUGAGUUCGGCUACAGCCUGGGCUAUAUGAGGCCAGUCUGAACUGUAUAGUGAGACCCUCUCUCAUAACCCACGCCCCCCCCGCCCCAAAACCCAACAAACAAACAAAAAAAUGAGCGAGACCAAACAUUUUCUCAUUCCCAUCCAAAGGAUUAAGAGAUGAAAAAAGCAAAAAGCAAUUGGAAUUUAUGUACAUCUGGGAACAUGUGCCUUGUGUUUAAAUUCAUUAAAGCCUGAUCCCACAAGCGUCUCA